Molecule: messenger RNA, 375 nt
Organism: Sesamum indicum (sesame)
Lineage: Eukaryota; Viridiplantae; Streptophyta; Magnoliopsida; Lamiales; Pedaliaceae
Source: RefSeq, a predicted model, not a curated record
GACUACAUUGGCGGCGGUGUCAAAACCGAAGCGGGUCCUGCCCAAGCCGAGAACGGAUCGCGCGGGGCAGAGAAGAACUUGUUCCGUGGUUGCUUCACGGAGGAGAAGGCGAAGGAGCUGCGUAAAAAGACGAUAGAGACCUCCACUUUUCACGAUAUUAUGUACCACUCCGCGAUCGCCUCCAGACUCGCUUCGGAUGUGUCGGGUCGUUGAGUCGGGUCAAGUAAUAAUCAGUCUGUCCAUUGUGUAUUUUUCUUUUCUUUUCUUUUAAUUCAGUUUGUACAAAUAAAUAGUGCCGCAUUUGGAUGUAAUUGUAGACGGCUAGUAAAUGUAUUUUGGGCUCUUCGACUUUUUGAUCAUAUUAUAUCCUUUCAA